GGCAGUGUGCCGCUGGACCGCGUGGUGGGCGCCGCUCGCGCGUUGCGUGGACGUUGAGAGCGCGUGACGCGAAGUUCGGUUUGUGUUACGGACUGAUCGAAGUUGCGAUUUGCGACUGUUCCUGAACUGAGCAGAGGAAGCCGAUUGUAGGCUUGGAUCACUCGCAGAGAAAUGGUGACAGUCUGUUAGUGUCGCCCCUGCUCUGCGAGACUCUGCGCCACCCUCACCAUGAAGACGACGGCCGUGCUGGUGACGCUGCUGACGACGACCCUGGCCUGGCAGGACGACCUGGUGCCCCUGCGGACGCUGCCCCUCGAUGACGAGGACGUGCUCCGGUUCAGAGGCAACACGUCCCACAGCGACCACUUCAAACUGCUGGAGAAGGACGGCAACUCGCUUCUCAUCGGCGCAAGGAACAUCGUGUUCAACAUCAGCCUCACCGACUUCACCGAACACCGCGAGGAGCGGCUCGAGUGGUACUCGCCCGAACACGACGUCCGACUCUGCAUCAUGAAGGGCCUCAGCGAGGAGGCGUGUCACAACUACGUGCGUGUACUGGCCAAGAAGUCGGACGGCGAGCUGUUCGUGUGUGGCACCAACUCGUACAACCCAAAGUGUCGCAGCUACAGGAAACAGCCGGAGCUGGGCUACGUCGCAGAAGGGAACGACGUGGACGGCAAGGGAAUCUGUCCGUACGACCCGCACCAUAACAGUACCGUCACAUUUGUCGAUGACCAGCUGUAUGCGGGAACGGUGGCUGAUUUUGCCGGCUCGGACCCACUCAUCUAUAGACAUCCGCUCCGCACCGAACAGUUCGAGCUGAAACAGCUAAAUGCUCCCAGCUUUGUCGGGUCGAUCGACCACGGAGACUUUGUCUACUUUUUCUUCCGAGAGACAGCCGUCGAGUACAUCAACUGCGGAAAGCGUGUCUACUCGCGCGUGGCCCGCGUCUGUAAGAACGACAAGGGUGGCUCGUACAAGUACCGAAACAAGUGGACGUCGUUCCUGAAGUCGCGGCUCAACUGCUCCAUCCCCGGAGAGUACCCGUUCUACUUCGACGAAAUCCAGUCGAUCUCGUCAGUGCAGACGGGCGUCCACGGCGGCCAGCUCGAGGACGUGCUCUACGCCGUCUUCACCACGCCCGUCAACAGCAUCGCCGGCUCGGCCGUCUGCGCCUUCCGCCUGACCGACGUCAUGGACACGUUCGAGGGCAACUUCAAGCACCAGGACGACAUGAACUCCAACUGGCUGCCGACCACGCACUCGCAGGUUCCGGAGCCGAGGCCGGGACGGUGUGUCAACGACUCGCGCUCGCUGCCCGACGUCCACCUCAACUUCAUCCGGUCGCACCCGCUCAUGGACUCUGCGGUGCCGACGCUGCACGGUCAGCCGCUCCUGAUGAGGACCAGCCUCCACCAGCGCUUCACAAAGAUCGCCGUGGACCCGCAGGUCCGCGCCGCCGAUGGCACUCUCUACGACGUCCUAUUCAUCGCCACAGACGACGGCCGGGUGCUGAAGGCGGUGAACGUGGCGUCGGGCGCGGCGCGUCCCACCGCCGAGCCGCUGAUCGUCGAGGAGCUGGCCGUGUUCCCGACGGCGGCCACCAUCACCAACCUGCUGGUGUCGCGGCAGCCCGGCCAGCCGCCGCGGCUCAUCGUCGUCACCGACGACGAGAUCCGCGCCGUGCCGCUGUCGCGCUGCGGCGCCGGCCGCGUGGGCCACUGCUCGGCCUGUGUCCGCCUCCGGGACCCGUACUGCGCCUGGGACGAGGUGGAACGGCUGUGCCGGCCGCUGGCCGACUGGCCGGCCGGCGUGGAACCCCUGCAGAACGUCACCGGAGGAUAUCACCCGCGCUGUCCCAGAGGCGAGGACCGCGAGCCGAAAAUUCUCUUCCAAGAGGCAACGACCGCGGCCAGUCCGAGCACCACGCAGAGCGCGCCGGUAGCGUGCGACUGCGCCGGUUCCGCCGCCGACCCCAGCACCGCCCCGGCGGCCCCCGGAGGCGAGCCGUCCGAGGAUGAGGACGAUGGAAACGAACUGGACCGGGAGAAAUACGAGGCCGACGAGGGACAAAGGGUGCUGGACAUCGUCGAACGCACCAAGUCCUUCCAGGGAGCCGUGGCCAAAGAGUCGCGCUACUCGGGUCGACCAAGCGGCGUCUACACGGCCGAGACGCUGGCCAUCGCCGUCGUCAGCACGUGCCUGCUGGCCGUACUGGUCGGCUUCGGCGUCGGCUGGUGCGUCUCGAGACGGUACUGGCGCGCGCGCGGCGAGCCCUACUACGAGACGCCGCACCUGGACCGCCAGUCCAGGAUGAAGCAGCUGGAAGCGGCCGCCGCCGCCGCGCAUGUCGUCGUCAAACCAGACAACAGGUGCGAGCGCAACUUCCACACGGAGCCGGCGUUCCUUGUCAACAACGGCGGCAAGCAGAUCAACUUGGUGGUCAACCAGACCAAGAACAGCAACGGCAAGAACGCCAACUCGGCCGCAGACAGUAAACCGGUGCAAAAGGUGCGCAAAAUGUACUUGUAACUGGACGCCGCCGCCCAGGCCGUGCCGCCGCCCGUGUCGGGAGGAUUGGACUGAGUUCUCAGCGUUCCCGACGGAGCAGUGCCGGACACUGAUGGGGUCGGGGGAGUGUUACGAGGUGUAGUGUCUGUUGGGGAGGCCCACGCCGCGGGUCGGCUGUGGGCCCCAGAGUGAUAUCCGAUGCUAAACCGAGCUUCCGUGGCGCGUCGCCAGCGCGCGGCUCAGCGACCUUACUGAGAUUAUCGCGGCGGCUGGCCGGCGGUCCGACGGUCCAAUGGUCCGUGGUCCACGGUCCUGCGGUCCGCGACCCAGCCCGGCCAGCCCCGCAACCUUUUGAGCCAGCGGAAUCGCGAGUGAAUUUUGUGACUAUUUUUCUCGUCGAGCCUGUGUCCUGUAUCUUUUGUGUCCCGCCGCGGGGUUCGUUUCUUUUAUGGAAUUUAUUUUUAUAUAGCACGCGGGCAGCUGUGGGCGCCAUCCCCGUACAAAUGCGUGUGCGAUUUCUGGUGUACCUCCUGACUUGAGUGCUUGUGUGGUUGACUUUUUUCUCGGUUUGAGGCGCUGGUGGGACCCCUGGAUGUUUGAGUGUUUGUGUGCCGCCGCUGGUCGGCCGGGCGCCGUAGGUGAUGCUCCCGAGAUACACACACUCCUAAAGACGGGGCACAACGCUGCUGUUCAUAGCGCAUCUGUACAUACCCAUUAAUUAUCGCGAUGUUGUAUACAAUAGGUACUGAUGACGUGUUGCGUAUAAAUUGUGUCACCGAGUAUGGUCAGUCUCCCAGUUUUCUGAGCGCGGGUGCUUCUGUUUGUGUGUGUGUGUGUGUGCGUUAGGUCGCGGUGUCAGGUGCGGUGAGGGGUCUGUGUGAGUGCGAUCAUCCUGCAAAGUAUUCUCACCCCUCAUCCCGUGCUCGGGUCGUCCGGGGCACUAUUUAAAGGUAGUGUGCCACCUUUGAAAGAUUUCCCAUUUUAUUUUUCCUUGGAUAAGAAGCUUCUGUUUUUACCUAAUAUCGCAAAAAAAAAAUGGGCCUGGAAUAGUGCCUUUUUGGCCUAAAAGUUUUUCGGUUUUUAGAUAUGUAUAACAACUGUAGUGGGCUCACCUGCAAACAGGCGUCGGGCAACAAUCGCGAAUGCGGCGCACUUGUGACAAUAAGCAAAGGUCAUUAUAGUGUUACGACCAUACGACGUACGGGAAUGAGUUAUCAGCUGUCUAAUCGUAGACAACACAAUGUCGAGCCUUAAACUGUAAGCCCGUAUUGGUAUUGUUUCUUUUAUUUGGCUGUCGAACAUUAUUUAUGGUUUGAAAUAUGAUUUUAUGUAAAAUAAUUAAUAUGAAAAACCCGUCUUAUAAGUUAUGACCCCAUUUCACCACACGCAAGUGGCAGAAAUGACAAUGAUCAGCUGACGCAUUUUUCUUGGCCGAAGUCAGAGCGCGCGGCCCGACGCACCACGCGUAUUUGGAAAUUCCGACCUCGACGAGCAUCAGAAGCCACCUAACAGGCGUGUUCGAAACCGCAGGAGAUGAUGAUGAACGGGUUUAUCGAAACUUGAUUGGAUGAGCAUAUCGGUAAUAGCGAUUUCAGUGUGUGCAUUUAUUGUUCAUAGUGGUGUGAAAUGUGGUUGGGGUACGACCGACAACCCGUCGGGGCGAAUUUCGCACUGGGGUACUCAAAAUUUGAAGAAUUUAAGACGUUUCCAUGAGUUUUGAAGGUAUGGAUAAGUUCUAAAAAUCCGGUUCUCCUUAUCUGGGCCAUUAACUCCAUACGGUCCAAGAAAGCUGGCACACUACCUUUAAGCCGCGCUGGGUCGCUCGCGCAAGUGAGGUCCGUAUCUGUGAUGACAAUGAGGGCGCCUCUGUAUGUGUGUUACUGUCGUAUACGAACGCCGCGCGCCCGGCGCCGCUCUAUACGAUCGUGUCCCGUCCGGUAUUGGGCGCGCCGGAGGAAUCCUGAAUGUACCACCGAUCAUGAAUGCUGAUAUUAGGCGAUGUCGGCGGUCGGCCGCGCGGAGCGCUGGUCGGGCGGGGUCGCCCCCAGGCGUCCAGUGCCUUACAGAGGAGCGACUCGCUCCAGGCAGGGAACGGCCGAGGUCAGCGCGGCCCGAGCGGGCGCAAACGGUCUACGGGAACGCGGUCGAUGUUGUGUAUUGUUCUAUAUAGUGUACAUAUCUGAAGAUUAUGAGUUGUUUAAAUACAGUGAAUGCCAUGUC
Molecule: messenger RNA, 4731 nt
Organism: Amphibalanus amphitrite
Lineage: Eukaryota; Metazoa; Arthropoda; Thecostraca; Balanomorpha; Balanidae
Product: semaphorin-1A-like
Exons: 17
Coding region: 229-2532 (767 amino acids)
Biological process (GO): axon guidance; semaphorin-plexin signaling pathway; neural crest cell migration
Molecular function (GO): chemorepellent activity; semaphorin receptor binding
Source: RefSeq, a predicted model, not a curated record